ACUCGGUGCCCGCUGUCGUGCCAGAUGAUUCAGUGCCUGCUGUCGUGCCAGAGGAUUCGGUGCCUGCUGUCGUGCCAAAUGACUCGGUGCAUGCUGUCGUGCCAGAUGACUCGGUGCCCACUGUCGUGCCAGAUGACUCGGAGCCCGCUGUCAUGCCAGAUGACUCGGUGCCCGCUGUCGUGCCAGAUGACUCGGUGCCCACUGUUCUGCCAGAUGACUCGGUGCCCGCUGUCGAGCUUGGUGACUCGGUGCCCGCUGCCUCGCCUGAUGGCCCGGUGCCCGCUGCCUCGCCUGAUGGCCUGGUGCCCGCUGCCCAGCCUGAUGUGCCUGCUGCCCAGCCUGAAGACCCGGUGCCUGCUGCCCAGCCUGAUGGCCUGGUGCCCGCUGCCCAGCCUGAUGUGCCCACUGCUCAGCCUGAUGUGCCAGCCCCUGAUGUCCAGC
Staurois parvus is the source of this 441-nucleotide messenger RNA. Lineage: Eukaryota; Metazoa; Chordata; Amphibia; Anura; Ranidae. The record is from the annotation of a GenBank genome assembly.